AUGUGUGUCAUCUGCCUCGAAGACCGACCCAUCGAGCGCGCCCACCGCUGCCAACGCUGUGAUACCAACUGCUGCAACAACUGCUUUGGCUCGUACUUGACGCACAAGAUCGACGAUGGCGACGUCGCGCCGCACCAACUCGUGUGCCCCGGUUCAUGCCGGCAACCGAUUCCACGGGCCGUCCUCGCCCAGUUUGUGUCACCGAGCUAUCUCCAAAAGUACAUUCGGUUCCUCACUGCGUACGAGCUCCGCCAACGCGGUCAUCGGUACUGCCCACGACCCCAAUGUGGCCAGCUACUGCCGACGUCAACCUCCCACAAGACGAAAACCAAGCGCCGCGUCGACUGCCCGAGUUGCCAGCAGUCGUCGUGUCGCGACUGCGGUGGCGGCUACCACCGGUGGCCGCAGUGUGACCGACAGUAUCGAUCGUGGUGCCACGCGCAUGCUGCGCAGCGCUGCCCCCAAUGUUCCACGACGAUUGAAAAGGACGGUGGUUGCAGCCACAUCAAGUGCACAUAUUGUCACUACGAUUUCUGCUGGCGCUGCCGCGUCAAGUGGGCCGACCACAACCACACGCUGUGUCUGCCGGUCGCAUGCGUGCGCUCGACGCACUGGGCCUUUGGUCCGAUCGCGCCUCGGGCUCCGUCGCGGUAG
Saprolegnia parasitica CBS 223.65 is the source of this 654-nucleotide messenger RNA. RefSeq lists its product as hypothetical. NCBI's taxonomy places the organism in Eukaryota, Oomycota, Saprolegniomycetes, Saprolegniales, Saprolegniaceae. Gene Ontology annotation, biological process: protein polyubiquitination; positive regulation of proteasomal ubiquitin-dependent protein catabolic process; ubiquitin-dependent protein catabolic process. Gene Ontology annotation, cellular component: ubiquitin ligase complex; cytoplasm. The transcript is spliced from 2 exons. The record is from RefSeq and is a predicted model, not a curated record. Gene Ontology annotation, molecular function: ubiquitin protein ligase activity; zinc ion binding; ubiquitin conjugating enzyme binding. Bases 1 to 654 code for a protein of 217 amino acids.